Messenger RNA from Colletotrichum graminicola M1.001, 1188 nucleotides. RefSeq lists its product as uncharacterized. Gene Ontology annotation, cellular component: Las1 complex; preribosome, large subunit precursor. The record is from RefSeq and is a predicted model, not a curated record. NCBI's taxonomy places the organism in Eukaryota, Fungi, Ascomycota, Sordariomycetes, Glomerellales, Glomerellaceae. Gene Ontology annotation, biological process: maturation of LSU-rRNA; maturation of 5.8S rRNA. The coding region runs from base 1 to 1188 and encodes 395 amino acids. The transcript has 2 exons. Gene Ontology annotation, molecular function: endonuclease activity.
AUGGUCCAGUACAUACUGACGCCAUGGCGUGAUCGCCGCGAGCUGCUCAAGGUUCGCCAGCAAUUCUAUCCCGCGGCCCCGCUGUCUAUGGCCCCUGCGUUUUCAGCAGCACCACCACCAGCAGCAACAGCAACAGCAACAGCGCUCGCACCCGCAUCCGCCCUCGCCUUACCGACAGCACCAUCAACACGAGGAGCGCCAGCGCCGGCUCCGAGUUCAGCUACAGGAGCACCGCCCUCACAGCACCACCAGCACAGGACGGGCACGACAAGCGCCAUCAGCGGCAGCAGCUAUUCUAGCGUCGACAAUGACGGGCUCCUGGCAGCCCAGCACCAUGCCGUCGCCAGGGUGUCGAUGUGGAUGCAGCGCGGCAACUGCCCGCACAUGGUCGAAUCGACGGCUCUGUUGACGGCCGCCAUCCUGAGCGACGGGGAGAGCAAGGGCAGCGCUGGCACCUACGCUGUUCGCGCCGCCUACGCCGCCGCCUUCAGCCGGUUCGUGACCGGGCUCCUGGAUGGACACCAGGACAAGCAGCGGAAGCUGAGCAUGUACUCGGUUGCCAAGACCAUUGGUCUACCGGCGACGUUCGUUGAGCUGCGACACCAGGCGACGCACGAGACGUUGCCGUCGCUCGCGAAGCUGCGAUCCGCCGCCCGCAAGGCACUGGUCUGGAUCUGGGAGUACUACUGGCAACACCUGGGGCCUGACGAGGAGGAGAGCGUCAAGGACGUGGUUCCUGAGAGGAAGGUCGGCGUCGCUACGGCUGCCGCGGGCCGUGCGGUCGUGGUCGCGUUCCUCGAGGAGCGGGACGAGGCACGACGCGCCGAGAUGAAGAAGUGGAUCGACGGGCUUGAUGAGUCCCGGCUGCUCGCUACGCUGGACAAGGUCGCGGAGGCUCCGCCAAGCAACGCCGUCAAGCUUGCUGCGCUGCGGUUAUCAAAGGGGAUCCUGCUGAAAGGGAAGGGCAUUGAGGGUGCGGGGCCAGAGUAUGAGAGGGACAGGGGUAGGAAGGUGGAUGAAAUCAAGAAGAAGAUAGCACAAGCGAAGGAAGCUCUCGCGGCGGAGACGCAACACGUCGCGGAGGACUCUGCGGACGACCUCGAAAUCGAUGAGGCCCAGGAGAGCGGUGGCACGGGAUGGGCGAAGUUUGAGGGCACUUGGAAGCCGCGGCCGAUUGGCGUCGCGUGA